GGGUGUAAUAAGUCAGGAGAACGUAAGAUGUCCCUGACAGUGGCAGCUUCACGGUUUCGGAAUGCCGGAGGGGUGCCAAAGGGGGCCUCGCCGCAGCCCCGCCGCGUCCCUCACCGUAAACCUGCCUCCUGACGUCACGGUCGGCCCAAUGUCGGGCCCCACCAACAAACUCAGUUGGCCAACAACAGGCAACGAGGAACGAGCGACACUUUCAAUUAUCGUUUUCACGUGUUGUUUGUUGUUGCUCCGUUCGAAGAGCGCGCGCGAUUCUCUUAUCCACCGGGGGGGCCUUCACUCACUGUUGUUAUUGUUUUUUUUUAAUUUAAUAUUUAUUUCCUUCAACCCCCGCAAGUUUUCCAACAAAAAUAUUAUUAACAAUUACAACACCUCGGAUCCGGCUCUGCUCCAAACACAAUCACCAAUCGAAGAGUGGAAAUACUAAAUAGUCCAUGUGCAAUUUUUGUUGUUAUUGUUAUUAUUGUUGUUGUGUGUGACAAAACUAAGCAGUGAUACUACAUUAGUGGGUGCUCUUGUGCGCGCAACCCGCGGAGAUUUCAAUGCUCGAGAUAUGAACGCUACGUGAGGACACGUACCCGAAAAACAAUAAAACUGCACAGUUUCUUUUUUUUGUGAUAUUUCUGGUUGAAACCAGACGAGACUGUUUUUUUGGUUUUGUUUUGUUUCUGUUACUUUUUUUUGUUGGGGGCUUUUGAGAUGAAACGUAGAUGGUCGGGUGUGCAGGCGGUUAGGGUGCCUUCGGACGAGAGUUCCUCCGAAGUGACUUCUUCGUCGGCCACUUUGGUGAUGAGUCCGGCCGAUUCUAUGGCCUCCGGGGAACUUGGGGACGUCGAUCUGGAUUUCUGGGAUAUGGAUCUGAAUUCGCAGAAUCACGUGCGCGGUAUUACCUUAAUGCAGAACGGAUUCGGUGUACCAGGACAAACAGUCAUUGCCAAUGUCCACCACAUUAAAUCGGACACCAGUUCUAUCUCAGGUCGAGAGGAUCUUUCGCCGAGCAGUUUGAACGGUUACAGUGCGGACAGUUGUGAUGCGAAGAAGAAGAAAGGGCCGACGCCGAGGCAGCAGGAGGAACUGUGUCUCGUAUGCGGCGACAGGGCGUCCGGGUACCAUUACAACGCCCUCACCUGCGAAGGUUGCAAGGGCUUCUUCAGGCGCAGCAUCACCAAGAACGCCGUCUAUCAGUGCAAAUAUGGAAACAAUUGUGAGAUAGACAUGUACAUGAGGCGCAAAUGCCAGGAAUGCAGGCUGAAGAAGUGUCUCAGUGUUGGCAUGAGGCCGGAAUGCGUCGUCCCCGAGGUCCAGUGCGCCGUGAAGCGCAAGGAGAAGAAGGCCCAGAAGGAGAAGGACAAACCCAACAGCACCACCAACGGACUUCCCGACAUCAUCAAAAUGGAACAAGAAUCAUCGGACAAUGAAAAGAUGCCACUAGUGAACGGCGUGAAGCCCAUCUCACCGGAACAAGAAGAACUUAUACAUCGACUUGUUUACUUCCAAAACGAAUACGAGCACCCCUCGGAAGAAGACGUGAAACGGAUUAUCAACCAACCGAUGGAAGGUGAGGACCAGUGCGACGUCCGUUUCAGGCACAUAACAGAAAUCACGAUACUGACGGUGCAGCUUAUAGUCGAGUUCGCGAAACGGCUACCCGGAUUCGAUAAGCUCCUGCGAGAGGAUCAGAUAGCUCUUCUGAAGGCGUGUUCGAGUGAGGUGAUGAUGUUCAGGAUGGCGCGACGUUAUGACGUGCAAUCGGAUUCGAUCUUAUUCGUAAAUAACCAGCCAUACUCCAGGGACAGCUAUAAUUUAGCAGGAAUGGGAGAUACCAUCGAGGAUUUAUUGCAUUUUUGCAGAACCAUGUACUCAAUGAAGGUCGAUAAUGCAGAAUACGCCCUCUUAACAGCCAUUGUUAUUUUCUCUGAGAGGCCAGCUUUGAUCGAGGGUUGGAAAGUGGAGAAGAUCCAGGAGAUCUACUUGGAGGCGCUCAGGGCGUACGUCGAUAACAGGAGGCGCCCGAAAGCCGGAACGAUCUUCGCCAAACUGUUGUCCGUACUUACCGAGCUUCGUACGCUCGGAAACCAGAAUUCCGAGAUGUGUCUGACGCUGAAGCUGAAGAACAAGAAGCUGCCGCCGUUCCUCGAGGAGAUCUGGGACGUGGACAUGAAGACAUAGUAGGAGGAGAGCGAGGACGGACCGAGGAGCGCGAACGCCGCAUCAGAAGGUCCCCGAUAGAAAGAAAGACAAAAGAACAACAAGAACAAGAACCGAUCACCGAACUUGACUUGAUGAUGAAUGGUUUUUCAAAUUUCACUUUAUGUUCAAUUGGUAAAAUUGUGCAGUGCGCGUGAGUUUUGAUGAAAUUGUAGGCUGUGAAACAUAAUUGUAUAAACAAACAAACAAAAAAAAAAAAGAAAAUAAUAACGAUGAAGGAGGAUAGAGAGUAAAUAUGGAAGAGUAGGAUGAGGAGAGGCGAAGAUGAAGAUGACUACGAGAGUUACAGAAAUAAUAAUAACACGUUGAACAAGAAUAAAAAUAAAAAAUAAUAUUCAGGAACACCCAAUGUUUGAAACAUGUAUAAAGAAAAACAAACAAUAUUGUAAGCAAGGACAAAAAAAAACAACACACACACACAGAUAUCUAUAUAUAUAUAUAUAUAUAAAGAAACAAAAGCUGAAAGUAUAACUUUUCUCACUAAUCGAGUUGGCAUCUAGACUGUUGGUAGGUAGAUAGGUCUCAUUUUAUUUUUAUUUUUUGUUUUGUUUUUAAUUUGUAAUAUAUUUUUAUUUACUUAAGACUGGAUUGGACUGAUUUACUGAGGUGCCUUCUGCAGACUGAGGGCCAUGUCUGGAUAAGUGCAAUUUCGAUCGGCAUAAAUUAUU
Molecule: messenger RNA, 2891 nt
Organism: Nicrophorus vespilloides
Lineage: Eukaryota; Metazoa; Arthropoda; Insecta; Coleoptera; Silphidae
Gene: EcR
Product: ecdysone receptor-like
Exons: 6
Coding region: 715-2184 (489 amino acids)
Biological process (GO): negative regulation of transcription by RNA polymerase II; positive regulation of transcription by RNA polymerase II; ecdysone receptor signaling pathway
Cellular component (GO): nucleus
Molecular function (GO): zinc ion binding; RNA polymerase II cis-regulatory region sequence-specific DNA binding; ecdysone binding
Source: RefSeq, a predicted model, not a curated record